AGCGAGUGGUCCUCUGUUGCUGUUCUCUCGUUUUUUUCUAAUUUUACUCAUUCCCUUCUUCCUCCUCAUUUCCUCGAGGGAGCAAGGUGUUUGUCCAUCUCUCAUCCAGAGAAGAUAAUUAACUCAGCUCACCAGGAAGAGACUCCCUCGACGAAUACUCACUGCAUCUGGGCAAAUGGAACACUGCCAACUCCUGCAUCAGAGUACAGGGAAUUCCCGGUAAGAGACUGGGAAUACCGGUAAGAGACUGGGAAUACCGGUAAGAGACUGGGAAUACCGGUAAGAAACUGGGAAUACCGGUAUUCCUAAUAGACCGGAACAGGGAUUGCAGCAAGGGAACAGGUGGGAUCUUAGGGAGAGAGCUGGACCUGGACUAAUGCUCCCACUGUCGGAUCGAGACUCAGAUCCCUCCUCUUAAAGAUAGGAGCGUCAGAAUUCAGGAAGACCACACGGACACUUCCCGACACAUUGACUGUGUCUUAUUAUCCCACUCUCGUAUUCCAGCUGCUAAGACUGUUUGCUUACUGGGAGGACAGCGUCGGCUUAACUGCUUGAGUGUGGUCGGACAGUACUGUGUGUGUGUGUGUGUGUGUGUGUGUGUGUGUGUGUGUGUGUGUGUGUGUGUGUGUGUGUGUGUGUGUGUGUGUGUGUGUGUGUGUGUGUGUGUGUGUGUGUGUGUGUGUGUGUGUGUGUGUGUGUCUGAAACUAUUCGGUACCCCAGAGGAAGAUGCCCGCCAUUCUGCUGGCCUCUAAGAUGAAGUCGGGACUGCCCAAACCCAAGCCGGUGCACAGCGCUCUGCCCAUUCCACAGGUGCCCUCGCGCCCCCUCACCCUGCCCCUACCUCUGCCCAUGCCCCUCAAGCCCUCCUACAGACACAUUCCCACAGUGGGCCCCCAGGGGGGCUCGGGACACAACCAGGGAGUCUGGGGAGCCCCCAAAACCAAGAGUGCUCCAGCGACAGACGGUGGAAUUGACACGCAGAUCUAUACGGACUGGGCCAACCACUACCUAGCCAAGUCAGGACACAAGCGACUUAUCAAGGACCUGCAAACAGACGUCGCAGACGGAGUGCUGCUUGCGGAGAUCAUACAGGUUGUCGCCAAUGAGAAGAUUGAAGACAUCAAUGGCUGCCCAAAGAGUCGUUCUCAGAUGAUUGGGAACAUUGAUGCCUGCCUCAGUUUCCUGGUAGCCAAAGGAGUCAACAUACAGGGCCUGUCUGCAGAAGAGAUCCGCAAUGGGAAUCUGAAGGCCAUUCUGGGCCUCUUCUUCAGCCUGUCUCGCUACAAGCAGCAGCAGGCCCACCGCCAGCACUCCCAGCCCCCCCUUAAGUCCCAGUCCCAGAGCCCUCAUCCUCCCCUGAGCCAGCAGACGAGCGCCCCUGCCCAGCUCAGCAGCCAGCCUGCCCCCCAUACGCAUGAGACUCCGGCCCCCACAGCACAAGCAGCCCAGAAAACAGCACAGGUCGAGAUGCAGUCCAGACUUCCAGGCCCGAGUGCGAGGGUGUCCACUGCUGGCAGUGACAUCACACCUCGCGGGUCGGUUGGCGCCGCCGGCAACCGGCGCAGUCAGGGCUUCACAGACAAGACCAAACCAGCCGCUCACCUGCACAAAGAACCGUCCGAGGACAUGACUUCACAGACUCCGGUAAUGACUGAACAUGCUCCGUCGUCCCCUGUGACCAUCAGCACUUCCGCCAACAGCGUCUCUACCUCGGCUCCUGUCCCUCCAUCCUCCUCUUCCUCGGCCAUCCCCCACCCCAACUCCAGCAGCAAGCCCUGGAGGAGUAAGUCUGUGAGCUCCAAGCACACGUCCUCCUCAGCCAUGCUCUCUGUCAAGCAGGAGAAGGAUACCUCCUCAAAGGCCUCCUCGUCCACCGAGCCCCCCCCGAAAGUCAUCCAACAGAAGUCGAUGCUGGAGAAGCUCAAGCUGUUUAACAGUAAAGGCGGAUCUAAGUCCUCGUCCUCCAGCAAUCAGGGAGCUCAGGCGGACAGCGGUGCCCCCGCCCGGCAGCUCGGGGCUGGUGAAGUAGAGAGGGCAGAAGCAGGGUCCAACACCGACUCCCUAGGGGAGGCAGAGGGGAACACCCGGCCCGGCGUCAACGGGACAGGUAACGGGACGACCCACGGCGGUGCUUCUGCCCAUGUCCCUACCGUCGCCACAACAACCAGCAGCCCCAAGAUCGCACUGAGGGGAAUCGCUCAGCGCACGUUCAGCAGAGCUAUGACUUCUAAAAAGAGCUCAGUGAAAGGACUGGAGAAGGAGAAGGAGAAAGAGAGGGAAAGAGUGAAAGAGGCGGGGAAACACAUCGCCACCGAGAGGAUGGAACUCAGGGGGGAGGAGCCUAAGGAGGAAGCGACUACCAGUGUCGCAAUGGAAACAGAACCCUCCUCCAAUAAGAGAACUUCUAAAAUCGCCAGUUUCAUACCCAAAGGGAGCAAAGUGGCCAAGAAGGAGAGUUCUGUCCCUGCACACAGCGGCAUACCAAAGCCAGGGGGUAAAACCUCAGGGGUAGGGGGGAAGGCGCCCUCGGCAGGGGGGAAGGAGGGUGGGGAGCGUCCCCGGAGCAUGCGGUUGGGAGGGGGUCUUGUCCUGCAACGCGGACACCUGGACAGAGACCGAGACAGGGACAGCAGGCACUCUAGCUCUACCUCUAGUCUGGCUUCUACAGAGGGCAAGGCCUCACAACAGGGCCACAGCGCCGCCCCGGUGGUGGAAGGUGGUAGUGGUGGCGCUACACAGAGCACAGCCUGCAACACGGUCAGCGUCCAGCUACCUCAGCCCCAGCAGCACCACAGCCACCCCAACACAGCCACCGUAGCACCCUUCAUGUACAGGUCACAAACGGACGUGGACGGUAUCAUGGCGACAGAGGCAGGGUCAGGAGGAAGGGGCGGAGAAAACACCCCCUUUAAAGCCAGCCAGCCGUCCAUUGAGGACCUUUCAGAAGAAGAUCCAGAGACACGGCGGCUGCGGACUGUUAAAAACAUUGCAGACCUCCGCCAGAACCUGGAAGAGACCAUGUCCAGUCUACGGGGGACUCAGAUCACACACAGCACCUUGGAGACGACCUUUGAUAGCAACGUCACCACGGAGAUCAGCGGUGGCGGGAGUGGGCGGAGCAUCCUCAGCCUUACUUCCUCCCGGCCCUCCCUGUCAUCAUGGCGACUGGGCCAAUCCAGCCCCCGCCUGCAGGCAGGGGACGCACCUUCCACGGGGAACGGCUACGGGGGUCGUGCCUCGGGAGGAGGAGGAGGAGGGCAGGGGGGCCGCUACCUGUACCCUGGCCCCCUGCGGAGACAGCUGGCGGGGCGGGGAGGUGCCCUCAGUAUGGAUCUGGGGGGGAGAGGGGAGGAUAUUGACCUGGAGGGCAUCGCCAUGGAGGUGACGGGCUACAUGAGUGACGGGGAUGUGCUGAGCAAGAACGCAGCGCGCCCUGAUGAUGUCACCAGUGGCUACAUGACGGACGGCGGUCUGAGUCUGUACACGCGGCGACUCAACCGUCUACCUGACGGCAUGGCGGCGGUACGAGAGACCAUCCAACGCAACACCUCCACGGGCCAGGGAGACGCUGACAGUUGGGAUGACAGCAGCUCAGUGAGCAGUGGCAUCAGUGACACCAUCGACACAGAUGACAUCAACACCAGCUCCUCCAUCAGCUCCUACGCCAACACACCGGCCGCACAGCGCAAGGCCCUCAACGGACAGCCCGUGACGGAUGCCGAGAAGCACUCGGCCUCUACCAACCCGAGCCCCGCCUGGUCAGGUGACGAGGUCAGGAGGUUAGACGGGUUGUCGGACAGCGGGGUCAGCAGGAUGGACCAGGGCUCCAAGUGGACCCGCCGGAACCCCUCUGACUUGUCUGACGAGUCGGACAAGGUGGCCUCGCAAAGGAAGACUCCCUCUAUGACACACACAGGGUCCUGGAGGAAGGGCAUGAGUGCUCAGGUGGGGGUGACGAACCCCAGGACUAAAGCUACUGGAAUGUCAGGGUCCACUGCGAUAAAAACGCACAGCACAGGUAAAACAGACGACGUCAAGGUGUCCGAGAAGGGCCGCCUCUCCCCUCGCUCCGACGCCGGACGCAGCAGUGACGACGAGGCCAAGAAGCACGCCCCCUCCACCGCUGCCUCCGCCCGCACCUCACACCCGCACUCCCUGUCCGAACCCCACUCCCAGUCACACGCACUCACCUCCCGCACCCCCACUAGCACAUUUGGCUUCAAGAAGCAGAGUUCCGGGAUGGUUACUAUGGUUACCGCCAGUGGCGCCACCAUCACGAGCGGGUCAGCGACUCUUGGCAAGAUGCCCAAGUCAGGGACGAGAUCCCUAGCCGGUGGGGUAAAGGUCGGUGGUCAAGAUGUGGGGUCCGGUCUAGGUCACCAUGACGACGGGUACCUCUCGGUGACUGCCCGCUCCACACUGCAGUACCGGAGCCUUCCAAGACCCAGCCGGUCCGGCGCCGGCGCGCGUAGCGGAAACCGGUCUUCGACCAGCAGCAUCGAGGCGACCGUGCUUUCCGUUACCACUCACAGUAAAAGCAGAGACGUGGGAAACACUGGGAAAAUGAAUGGAAGUGGGACUGGGGUCUCGCUAGCCAAUCAGACGGACCGAGAGAAGGGCGUGUCAGAGGGCGUGGACAACCUGAGGGGAGGAGCUUCCAACGUACCUCUCACAGGGAGGCAGCAGGUUGCCUCACCCACACUGCGCAGGUUGUUUGGUGGUAAGCCCAGUAAGCAGGCUCCGGUCACCACAGCAGAGAACAUGAAGAACUCAACGGUGAUCUCCAACCCUCACGCGACCCACGCUGCCCUGGACUCCCCUGGAGGUGUUGGGGUGGAGAGCGAGGGCAGCAGCCCCCUGUAUGGAGGACGAAACUUGAGCACGGGCCAUAGCACGCUGGGUAGCGAACAGAGUGCGUCCAGCCCCGGCUCUGUCUACUCCUCCACGGGGCCCUCCAACAGCCUGACAUGGGGCACCACCACGAGCACUGGCUCCUCUGCCCAGAGCAGGGAGGGGACCCUGGGCGGGCACGGUGGCGGGGCGGGAAGCCUGGGCUACCCCUCGGUCAGCAGCAUGCACACCAGCAGCGAGUCCAUCGACAUGAGCGUGAGCAGCGCUGGGCACGGAGGAAGGGACAGCAGGGAGGACACCCUCUCGGCUCUGGGCAGGGCCAGCAGCGUCAAGACGGGCAUGUCUGAGAGCCCCCUGUCCUCCCCCUCCGCUAGCCCUAAAUUCAACCGAAAUACCUUACCUCGGAAACAGGAAAGGGGUCCACACAGUGAUAGAAACACUCUGCCCAAGAAGGGACUCAGGUAUGCCCCAUCACCCCAGCUGCGAGGUCAUGAGGAGGCGGCGCGUGAUUGGCUGCGCUUCCAUUCGCAGGGCGGGCUGCAGGACUCAACCAGUAACUCUCCCUUCUCACCUGGAUCCAGCCUCACCUCACCCUCCGGGACACGCUUCAACUUUGGACAGCUCGCAGGUAGCCCCACCACAGCUGCUCAGAUAAACCUGGCCAGCCUCCGGAACAACAGUCUGACCAAUCAGGACACCACCUUUGACCCAUGUGGUGACACCCGCCUGAGGAACUCCUGCGUGUCAUUGGACGAGAAGACUCGCACCAUGAGCCGCUCUGGUUCCUUCAGAGAGGGCUUUGAGGAGGUUCACGGCUCCUCCCUGUCUCUGGUCUCCAGUACCUCCUCUAUCUACUCUACGACCGAAGAGAAAUCCCAGUCAGAGAUCCGUAAGCUGCGUAGAGAGCUGGAUGCCUCCCAGGAAAAAGUCUCGGCCCUGACGACACAACUGAGUGCCAAUGCUCACCUGGUGGCAGCAUUUGAACAGAGCCUGGGUAACAUGACCAUCAGACUGAAGAGUCUCACUAUGACCGCUGAGCACAAGGACUGUGAGCUGAACGAGCUGAGGAAGAACAUUGAGCUGCUGAAGAAACAAAACAACGUGGCCCAGGCCGCCAUCAACGGAGUCAUCAACACACCUGAGUUCACCUGCAAACAGAACAGGACAGGUUCUUUCUCAGGUGGUGGUGGUAGUAAUGGCAGCUCCCUGCAGCAGCAGCAGCCAGACCUACGGAUGAGGAGACAGCACUCGUCAGACAGCGUCAGCAGCAUUGCCAGUGCAACCAGCCACUCCAGUGUGGGAUCCAACAUGGACGCCGACGCUAAGAACAAGAAGAAGAACAAGAAGAACUGGUUGCGGAGCUCCUUCAAACAGGCGUUCAGUAAGAAGAAGUCUCCCAAGUCUGCCUCGUCCCACUCUGACAUAGAGGAGAUGACGGACUCCUCCCUCCCCUCCUCCCCCAAACUCGCCCACAAUGGAUCCACAACCUCCAGCCACAUGCUCAGGAACUCACAGUCCAACUCACUGCUGUCGGACUGUCUGGACGGUGAGGCAGAGACAGUGAUGCAGCUCCGCAGCGAGCUCAGGGAGAAGGAGAUGAAGCUGACAGACAUCCGCCUUGAGGCUCUCAGCUCGGCCCAUCAACUGGACCAGCUCAGAGAGGCCAUGAACCACAUGCAGGGGGAGAUAGAGAAACUGAAGGCAGAGAAUGACCGUCUGAAGCUGGAGAGUACGGGGAGCAGCAGAGCCCCCUCCCAGGCCUCCAUUUCCUCCUCGCCCCCUCACCAUACACACACCCCUACACCAGGGCCUAGUCUGUGCCAGCACAGCAUCAACCUCACCGAGUCCACCAGCCUGGACAUGUUGUUGGAUGAUACAGUGGGAGAUGGAGUGAUGAGGAAAGAGGGACGACAUGUGAAGAUAGUGGUCAGUCUGGAUGAGUACCUCUCCCAGGAGGCCAGGGCUCGCCACUUCCUGAUUGGCUGUAUCGGUGUGAGUGGUAAAACCAAGUGGGACAUCUUGGACGGGGUGGUCCGCCGCCUCUUCAAGGAGUACAUCACCCAUGUGGACCCAGUGAGCCAGCUGGGGCUGACCUGUGACAGUGUGGAGGGAUACAACAUCGGGGAUGUGCAUCGUCAUAGCAACACCAGCACCGCUCACCCCCCCGAGCUGCUGCCCUGCGGCUACCUGGUUGGAGACAGCGACACCAUCAACAUCAGGCUCAAAGGUGUGAGCAGUGAGAGUGUGGACUGCCUGGUGUUUGACACCCUGAUCCCUAAGCCCAUGCUGCAGCGCUACGUGUCUCUGCUGAGGGAGCACCGCCGUGUCAUUCUCUCUGGCCCCAGCGGCACCGGUAAAACACACCUGGCUCAUCGUCUGGCAAGACACCUGCUCCUGCAGGAGGGCCGACCCCUGACCCCUCAUUCCGUCGUCACCUUUAACGUGGACCACAAAUCUAGCAAGGAAUUGCGUCAGUACCUAUCAGGCCUGGCUGAGCAGUGCAGCAGUGACAGGCCAGAGGCAGAGAGCCCUCUAGUGGUCAUACUGGAUAACCUGCACCAUGUCUCCUCUCUGGGAGAAAUCUUUAACGGAGUUUUCAACUGCAAGUACCAAUGUUGCCCCUACAUCAUCGGUACUAUGAGCCAGGCCACAUCCUCUGCCCCCAACCUACAACUCCACCAUAACUUCAGGUGGGUGCUGUGUGCCAAUCACUUGGAACCGGUGAAGGGCUUCCUUGGUCGCUAUCUGAGGAGGAAGCUGAUCGAGACGGAGAUCGGCAGCCGCAAGCGUACCCUGGAGCUGGUAAAGAUCAUCGACUGGAUCCCUCGUGUCUGGCACCACCUCAACCGCUUCCUAGAGGCACACAGCUCCUCUGACGUUACCAUCGGGCCACGCCUCUUCCUGUCAUGUCCCAUGGAUGUGGCUGGCUCCAGGGUGUGGUUCACAGACCUCUGGAACUACUCCAUCAUUCCCUACAUGCUGGAGGCAAUCAGAGAGGGACUGCAGCUGUACGGCCGUAGGUCAGCGUGGGAGGACCCUGCAUGCUGGGUGAUUGACAGCUACCCCUGGUCAGCCACGCCCACCGCACCUGCUGACUGGCCCCCGUUACUGCAGCUCCGCCCAGAAGAUGUGGGCUUCGACGGUUACUCCGCCCCCAGGGAGGGCAUCAGGAAGGAGCCGCCGCAGAGCGACUGUGACGCAGACCCACUGAUGAAUAUGCUAAUGAGGCUGAAGGAAGCAGCCACUUCCUCCAGCCCUCAGAGAUACGACAGCGACUCUAACAGCAACAGUCACCAACACGACAUCCUGGACUCAACACUGGAGUCAACAUUGUGAUCCGACUCCUCCCCCUUCCCAAGAAGACACAAAUACAUUCAGUUAACGUUUUUAUGUUCAGUCAAUACAACAUUUCUUUUGAAUGUGUUUUUCAAGCUCACGUCCACACAAAAAAAUCAAGCCACUUUAAUUGUCAUGUCCAGAACACGACGGGUGCAGGUAACCCAAAAUGAGAGAAGAACUGAAGAAGGAAAACAAAUAGGGGUGAAACAGAAAGCUGCUGCGCUGUUCUAUUUUUGCACCGUCAUGGCUAACCGCUCUCCUACGUCCAAUCCGGACGUGCCAUUUAGACAAAGCAACUGACAUAAACCAGGAUUUUACACUGUGCGUCAUCUUCACCGUCUUCGACGUUUUCCUUAUCAGCAUCAGUACCAUGGUCUCCUUAUAAAAGAGACCGCAUCUUUGAGCCAAACCCACCACAAUCAGCAAGCCAGGCUCCUCACGGCUCUUCCCCAGCUGCAAGUGCUCCAAACUGGGCUACAGAUUGAGCUACAGGCCCUUUCCUUUGGAGCAUGGUGCUGGGGGUCUCAUCUUCAUCAUCUCCACACAGACCAAAUGCACUGGUUCCCAAAUGCCUCCUUAUGCCCCCAAUGACACACACACACACACACACACCCAUCACCAUUCACCUGCCCCUACAUGUGACUCCUUUUGUCCCAAACGGGUCGCCGUAGCAUGAGUUUCUUCUCCAGACGAAAGUCUCUACUUUGGUGCUGGACUGAACUUCAAUAAGGAUGCCUUACUUUAUUUUGUAACAGACUUUGUGCAUUUAGCUACUUUUUUAUUUUGUCUUUUUGGCCGUAAACUUACAGGGCUUUAAGUCGACACUCUCUUUGCGUUGUGCCGAGGCAGGUGUGGCUUGAAGAGCAGCGUCGACUAUCGUCAUAUCAAACACUAAUGCCAUGUUAUUAAGAGGUUAUUAGGGCUUGAAUAGGGAAAGGGACUUGGGCUUUAAUAACAUGUAAUGAAUUGUAUUGCUCCCAAUGCUGAGAAGUUUGUAAAAGUUUGGAUAUAACUUACUAAGGACAAUUUGUGAGAUGGGGAAAGUACAAAUUGGUUGGUGCUCAAAGUACACAUAAUUUUGUAAUAAAUGUGGGGGAACGUUUAUUAAGGAAUUGUUUUAGUCUCUAUACCUCAUCUACCUUCUAUACUCCCCUUUACGCCUUUGCCAUGCUUGUUGUCUGUUUUGAUCAUGUGACGUGUAAUGAUUAUUGUUGUCAUGACAACAUGUUGAGUGAAUAUGUAACAAUAUGUAUAUGCUGCUUUGUUUAAAGUCAUUUUUACUUGAGGUCAUGUUUAAAAGGUACAAAUGGGAGAAGUUAAAGAUUUAAGAAUGGUUAUGGCUUCAGGUCAAAACAGAUUUUUUUUUUUUCUUGGCUUCAGAAAUUGUGUAUAUUGUCCCCUUUCCUCCAAAAACCUUCAUCCUAGGAGGAGAAGUGUGUUUUUUUGGGGUCCGAUUAGGUUAUUUGUUUCCAGCGUCGCUUCCAUUAUCUUUCAGAGUUCUUAAGUCAUCAAACCUAUGCAACAUUCAUUUCAAACUCAAAAUUGAAGCCAAGCCUUAUGUCAGUUCUUUAAAGUUUUUCAGCACUGCCAAGAAGAUGUACAGCAAGUGAUCCGAUUUUGUGACUAGUUUUUGGGGAGCGUACAGUCUUUGCUCAUUUACAAAUCAAAUGUGUCUGUGCAUUUGGAGAGGGCGUCUUGUCAUAGUGAAUGCAAGCACAACAAACACCGGAUAUGUAUGUGCUUGUCUGUAUGUCCACCGGUGAAACGACCUGCUCGCUUUGAGAAGUUUGGGAUGGUGAAAUGAACGGAGUUGCUGUUGAAAUCACAUGUUCUUAAAACUUAAUGAAUGUGUAGCCUUCUUUCCUAUGUAAAAAAAAAAAACACAAAAAAAACACACAAAAACAUAUGUAACAUAACAGUGUAAAUACUUGAUUACCUUGCAACAUUUUGAUGACUUUUCUAGCCAAUUUGUAACUACUUGAAAAUGAGUAUUUUGUGUACAGUCUCUUUUGCGUCAGAGCAGGCGUGUGGAGUUUAUCGUCAAUGUUCUCUCCAGAGCUUGGAGAACUGAUUCUGAAGAUCACUGUACUAGUCUUAAGUUAUUUGUGAUUCAAUAAAAAUCAUGGUUAUUUAUUAA
This is a messenger RNA of Oncorhynchus keta (chum salmon), 10328 nucleotides long. RefSeq names its product neuron navigator 2-like. Bases 728 to 8188 code for a protein of 2486 amino acids. Gene Ontology annotation, biological process: nervous system development; neurogenesis. Gene Ontology annotation, molecular function: ATP binding; ATP hydrolysis activity; protein binding. The transcript has 38 exons. The record is from RefSeq and is a predicted model, not a curated record. Lineage: Eukaryota; Metazoa; Chordata; Actinopteri; Salmoniformes; Salmonidae.